GUUGUGUUUGGUACUACUCAGGAGGGUGCUGUAGAUAACUUAGACCAGGUACUGCUGUUGAGAAAGAGUUUUGAGAAGAGAGGGUUGACAUUUUAUAUUCAUAUUGACGGUGCUUGGGGUGGAUACUUUGCAACUAUUCUCAGAACUCCAGGGCCAUCUAAGUAAACAUUUUACCAAGCAGCUGAGUGUUAUGCACCAGGCGAACUCUGUAACCUUGGAUCCUCAUAAAAGUGGGUUUUGCCCUUAUCCUGCUGGUGGUUUAUUAUACAGGAAUGGAAAUAUCCGAAAGUUUCUGGCCCAGAAAGCUGCGUAUGUGAACCAUGGAACAGGGAAUAAUGAAGAGAUAAAUCUGUUUGGUAUCGAUGGGUCCAAACCUGGAGCUGCAAGUGCAGGGGUCUGGUUAUCCCACAAGGUUAUAGGUCUUCACAAUAUGGGAUAUGGAUUGUUGUUGGAACAAUGUACUUUCUCUGCUGGUAUUAUGUACUCGCUAUGGGUCAGCUUAGAGAGAUCAGUUGACCCCUUCCUUGUUGUCCCUGCUAUCCCUGUUCUGGAGGAGUUUAAUGGCUGGAGUAAACCCAAGAUAAGACGUGAAAUACUUCAGGCAGAAAACUGGAGAUUGCAAAUGAAUACCGAGGCUAUGAAGUUUAUAAAUGAGAAUGGACCAGACACUCUAAUCAAUUGUUUGUCUCUCAAUGUCAGAAAAUGGAAUGCAGAGUUGAGUGUAUGGGAGAACAAUACUGAUUGUGAUCUGCAGAGGAGAUUUGUCAAGAACUUUUAUAAACGAUGUUCUCAUUCUUUUGAGCGGCCUAACAUGGUUGACAGAGGUAUUCAGAUUAUUUUAAACGCAACUUCCUGGGGAAAGGAGAGUCAUAGUGGAGCAUAUCAAGAAAUGAAGAACUCCCUUGGACUGGAUGCUAAAGGUGAUGGAAGUAUAGCUGUUAUUAUAAAUACUUGUAUGUCGCCCUGGCUCAGAGCUCAAAAAACCUUCCAGCGGAUCGGAGUUAUUCUCAGAAAUGAACUUUACAAUGCAUACGGGGCGAUUUUUGAUGAACCUGAAGAGCUUUAUUUUGUAUCCCCUUGUUCUAUGUUUGAGAAGGACUGGAGUGGGGAAGUUUUUGCUGAACUAGAGGCCUCCUUCAGUAACCCUAGUCUGAGAUACCAUGCAAUUGGCAUGUUCAAGUUUCCUAAAUCUAUUCUUGAAAAAAUCCGAGAUCUUGCAACCAAAGCUCAUCAGCAGGAAAUAAACUCCGGGAAUAGUAAACCUAUGAGGAUAAAGACAAGAUCUAAGAUGACUGUCUUCCAAUUUAUGACCGGGGGGGAUACCGAGUGCGUAAACCAACCCAGAAUCCCUGAUUCUGAAGCCGGCAAAUCAGAUAUCUUGAAGAAACCAUUAAAUGAAAAGCUUGAGGAGUACAGUGAGGAUUGUCUUGACUAUGACGAUAUUGCUAUGCCAGAAGUUGGUGUUACUGUUUACUUUGAUGAAGUAAACCCUGUAGAAACUAAACUCAAAAUGAAAAGAAUUAUAAGGUAUCAUCAUCUGACUCGAGAUAUUGUUGAUGAGAAAGAUUAUCCCCCUUCACAGGAAUAUUUUCUAUACUCAGACAAACAGCAGUUUGGAUUUACAUAUAAAACCCACUGCCCCAAUCGUUGGCCUGAUUUCCAACAGCAGAUUCAACUAGAUGAUAUUCCUCGACUAGCUGGAGACCCUGAACAACAACUUACAGAAUCAGAUUGUCUUUACCAGGAGGCUCUAAGAAGGGGAGUGGUAGUGUAUCUUCCUCAGAUUGAAAAUGGCGGAAGACCUCUUUUAAGCAACAAAUCUGCAAACACGUGUCGUGAUCCGCUUAAACAACAUUUAUAUAAUGCCGUCUCAUGGUCGGAUCAGGGAGCAUUUACAGGAGACAUGCAUUCUAUCACCUUGAAAUUCUUCUGUCAGUGGAGCAAGCGUUGGUUUAACGGAAAAAAUAUCAAUAAAGGCUAUAACAGGGAAUCUGAGCCCCACAUGUACAACCAGGCUGGUGAGAGAAGAGAUGCCAAGGAUCUAGAAUCCGAAGACGAACAAGAGGAUUAACUUAAUCCACAUAUUGAAGAGGUGGAUAGUUAUGAAUGUGAUUUAAUUUUUCCGAUUUUAAGCUUAAAAUGCUAUAACGGAACUUAUUAUAGAUUAUAAGAGUUUUGAACCGAUUGAGUUGAAUGCCUCAAAUUAAAUUUCAAGAAGCAAACUUUUAAAAAAUCAUAAAGAGAUUUUAAUAUGAACGUUUUGCAAUAUAACAAAAUAUCCCCAACAUGUAUUGCAGAAAAAAAAAAAUUAGUUUUCCUGUACACCAGUAUUUCGAUAAAACGUUUCACGUACAGUUUCCCCUUUCUUUGGACAGGCGUGUUGGAUAAACUGAUUUUGCACGGAGAUAGCCAAGGUCAAGAACUACCUCUAACUUUCAGAUACCUCCUUUCGUUAAAGAGUUAUUACUCUUCAAAGUCAACCCGACCAACA
Molecule: messenger RNA, 2491 nt
Organism: Eurytemora carolleeae
Lineage: Eukaryota; Metazoa; Arthropoda; Copepoda; Calanoida; Temoridae
Exons: 23
Coding region: 191-2071 (626 amino acids)
Source: RefSeq, a predicted model, not a curated record